This is a messenger RNA of Notodromas monacha, 4557 nucleotides long. The record is from the annotation of a GenBank genome assembly. Lineage: Eukaryota; Metazoa; Arthropoda; Ostracoda; Podocopida; Cyprididae.
UUUUUCAUUGACUACAGCCGUCAUGUCGAAAACGUGAAUCCCGCGAACUUCGUCGUGAAGUUGUCAUUGAACACGUUGAAGGACAAAUUCUGACUUUCGUUGUUCAUCAUGACUGAGGGGUAUGAGCUUACCGGAAAGUACUGCCAUGAAGAAGGCUUCACCGAUUUUACAUUAACUGCGGAUGGCAGGAAACUCGUCACUUACGGAUCUGACGGAGAGAUCAGGAUUUGGGAGAGUAUCGGAUCAGAGCCUAUAUUUCUGCCGAUGGAGGAUGUUCCGUGUGCGAUUGAUUCGUUUGGAGAUAACUUCCUCGUUGGAACUGAUAAUUUUACGGUUGACAUGUACUCUUUGUCGACACUCACAAGAGAGAGCACCGUAUUGAAGUUCACUGGAAAACCCACUCACAUUGUCUCAAACGCGGAUGGACUUCUAAUAGCUGCAGGAUGCUGUGACAUGAAUAUUAAGUGUGUGGACUCCAGGAAGUCUGACAAGAGAUUCCUUCAGUUUUCCGGUCAUUCGUCUGCGGUCUUAAGUCUUGCGUUGGAUCCUCAGGGCCAAUACUUGGCCUCCUCCUCUGCAGAUGGAACUCUAAAGAUCUGGUCGUUAGAAACAGAAGCAUGUCUGCGCACGGAGUACAACUUGAUCGUUAAAUCGAAUGACUUCGAAACUUCAACUGUACUGUGCCGAUUGGCGUUUUCUCCGGGAGACGGGAAGUUCUUGGCGGUGCCUUCAACAGACGGCGUUCGAGUUUUUGCGAGGGAUUCCUGGGAUUUUCAGUUCACACUUGCAGAAAGUGGAGUUUCUUCGUAUUCCUCUGUUGAUUUUUCGUCAUGUGGAAGAUAUCUUGCUUGCGGUUGUACCGACGGUCAUCUCCUGAUAUGGGACUGGAAAAUUAAACGGUUGAUGUCCAAAUGGCAAAGACUUAAUAAUGAUCCAGACAACGACGUUGAGAAGCGGGAUAAACGACCGUUAAAGCUCUUCGCUAUUUGCUGGUUUUGUGAAGCAUCAGGAAAUGAACCAGUGGUUGUCUUCACGGAUGAAAAAGGAUUCAUGGGGAAAGCUUCUAAUCCUGUGGUACGAUCGAUUGACUCGGUACCCUCAGAAAACAUCCCAUCUGUUCGUUCAGAUCCUAAGGUUUUGUCAGAAGCAGACAUUGACUUUCUGGAGGAGAUGGACGAAGACAUGCUCUUGGAGGCAGUGAAUAACGCCGAAAUUCUUAUCGUGUGGAAGAUAUCUUGCUUGCGACUUAAUAAUGAUCCAGACGACGACGUUGAGAAGCGGGAUAAACAACCGUUAAAGCUCUUUGCUAUUUGCUGGUUUUGCGAAGCAUCAGGAAAUGAACCAGUGGUUGUCUUCACAGAUGAAAAAGGAUUCAUGGGGAAAGCUUCUAAUCCUGUGGUACGAUCGAGUGACUGGGUACCCUCAGAAAACGUCCCAUCGUCAGAUCCUAAGGUUUUGUCAGAAGCAGACAUUGACUUUCUGGAGGAGAUGGACGAAGACAUGCUCUUGGAGGCAGUGAAUAACGCCAAAAUUCUUCUGAAGCCACCAGCUUAUCAAGAAUUGCAAAAUCGUCGUAUUACGCCUGAGCAAGAUGCUCAGAAGCAAACCGACGAUUCUUUGGAUGAUGCACCAAUGGAUGGGUAUGUAGAUGACAAGGAUGAUGACAAUGAUAACUAUUCCUCUGUCGAUUUUUCGUCGUGUGGAAGAUAUCUUGCUUGCGGUUGUACCGACGGUCAUCUCCUGAUAUGGGACUGGAAAAUUAAACGGUUGAUGUCCAAAUGGCGAAGACUUAAUAAUGAUCCAGACGACGACGUUGAGAAGCGGGAUAAACGACCGUUAAAGCUCUUCGCUAUUCGCUGGUUUUGCGAAGCAUCAGGAAAUGAACCGGUGGUUGUCUUCACGGAUGAAAAAGGAUUCAUGGGGAAAGCUUCUAAUCCUGUGGUACGAUCAAGUGACUCGGUACCCUCAGAAAACGUCCCAUCCGUUCGUUCAGAUCCUAAGGUUUUAUCAGAAGCAGACAUUGACUUUCUGGAGGAGAUGGACGAAGACAUGCUCUUGGAGGCAGUGAAUAACGCCGAAAUUCUUCUGAAGCCACCAGCUUCUCAAGAAUUGCAAAAUCGUCGUAUUACGCCCGAGCAAGAUGCUCAGAAGCAAACUGACGAUUCUUCGGAUGACGCACCAAUGGAUGGGUAUGUAGAUGACGAGGAUGAUGACGACGAUAACGUAAUUUCUCUGGCAAAAAUUAAGGCAGAGUCAGGAUUUUUGGACGACGAAACUCGAGCUUUGCAAGCUCAACGAAAAGAAGACGAUGAAGUAAGCUUGCUGUCAACCAAAUCCUAUGUUGCCAGAGACUUCACUAAUUUCGAAAGGCAGAUAGAAAAACUGAAACCGAAACUCCAGGCGCCUUUCCAACCAGGUUCAACUCCACCUCGACUUGAGCAUAGAUACAUGAAAUGGAAUUCGGCUGGUAUUGUGACGUGUUACAAAAACAAAACCGAAAUCAUGGUGGAUGUGGAAUUCCACAAUAUUGGAAUUCACCCACCAUUCCACCGCGAUUUUCCGACGGAAUACUCGAUGGCCGAUUUGUCUGUCGAAGCACUGGUGCUUGCAGGGGAAGGGUCGGUUGAAGAGAACCAGAGAAGCAAACUUUUUGUCGAACCGUUGAAUGGUUUCGGAAACAAACGUGAAUGGACUCUUGAAAUGCCCCCAAACGAGGAUAUCUGCUGCGUUUCGUUGGGUUCGGGAUGGAUUGUCGUUGCAACGUCUUCAAGAUUGCUGAAAAUAUUCUCUCUCGGUGGUGUCGCCAUGAUGCCUGCGAUUUCAAUCAGCGGAGAUGUUGUUUGCGUUGUUGGCUUCGGAGACCUCUUGGCGAUAAUCUUUCAUCGUGGCGUUGGUGACGGUGGGGAUCAAAACCUAGGAUACUCCAUCAUGAAUGUCAAAAAAAGAUCUCUCAUCAAAGAGAAUGGAAAUUUCCCAUUGUCUCCAAAAUCGUUUUUGUUUUGGAUGGGCUUCACUGAUGAAGGAAGUUUAUGCUCUGUGGAUUCUAUGGGUGUUGUUCGUCUGUGUCCGCAAGCUGGCCGUGGACUUUGGUAUCCGAUUUUGAACUUGAAUGAAGGGUUGGCUUGUAAGAGCGAUCAGUAUUUUGUGAUCGGAAUCAGCGAAAGGAAGGAAUCGGUGAGAUGUGUUUUGUGCAAAGGAUCAAGAUUUCCGGUUACCGUUCCGCGUCCGAUGAUCACCUCGCUUCCAUUCAAGUUACCGCUGGAUGGUUUUGAUGCUGAACACGUGAUAAUGCAAGAAGCGGCAUGGGGGAAACGACUUCUUGCGUCUUGUUUGCAAAAUAUUUCCGAGCAAGGCGCUGAUGUUUCAAACGAUAUCUCCGUUGCAAAUGCAGAUGUAUCAGCAAAUAUGAUGAGGUUAUUCGCUCUGGCUUGCAAGAAUGGCCGCGACAUGUUCGCAUUCGAUUUGGCUCAACUCAUGCCAACAGAACAUUUGGGCCUUGUCGUCAAGUAUGCAGUCACUCAGAACCGUCUUCUUGCUGAGAAAGUGAAUGAAUUGCUGAGGGAACGCGAAGAAUCCACCGAUGAUAUUGAUGAAGACCCGGAGAAAUGUGAUCUGUUGGACAAGCGUGAUCUGUGGUCACGUGCCCCAGAGAAGGAUCUGGGUCUCGAUGCUGGAAACUCGUCCGUCCCUGUGAUGCCAACUGCAGUGACGUUGAAAUCCAGGAGAUCUUUCGGAGUUCAACGGGGUUCUGAGCACGACAAUGAAUCGACGCUUGCUGCUAACUUUUCAGACUCAUAUGCAAAUAGAAGUUACAGCUCGAACCCACUCCUAGCUGCCUCGGAACUUGCGAAAGCGCGUUCUGCGGUACUGCAAGGAAAAAACGCGGAAUCCCGCGCGAAUCCAUUCAAAAAAGAUCAUGUCGAGGAGUCGUCGAACGCUCACAAUCGCAGUAUCGGAGAUGGAAAUACCGUCUUUGAUUCCUUGGAAGUUAGUGCUCUAAAGAUCGAAGCGAAGAAGGUCUUAGGAAAUCGGAAAAAUGAAUCUAUUUCAAAUGAUGUAUCGUCGAAAAAAUCGAAGCAGCUGAAAUUAUUUGCUACUUCAGAAGGCAAGAAAGGAAUGCAACAGCCACCGAAAAUUGCGGGAUCAUCUUCCAAACUGCCCCCCUUCCCGGAAUGGUUCAAAACGGAGCGGGAAAAUAUUCUGAAGGAUUUACCGGAUGCUGAAGAGAAGGAGGUUGUGAAAGAGGCUAUGGAUAGGUUUAAAAAGCUUAAACAAAGUCGUCAACCCUCGUCCUUGACGAAGGAAGUAGUUCCUUUGAAAGAAGAUAAACACACAAAACGAAAGCUGGAAAACGCGAAAGAAAAUUCAGCUGCUCAUUCCGAUUCUGAGAAAGAUGGCGAUCCAACGGCGAAGAAACUUAAGUCUUCCGGAAAAUUUCGGUUUGCUCAAUUUGCACAAGAAGAUUCUUGAUCAUUUCUAAACAUUAAUUUUUUAUGAGAUCUUCUGCUGCCUUGAUCAUGAUUUCUACGGCAUUGAAACAACUUUGUAUCAUUCGAA